Messenger RNA from Pararge aegeria (speckled wood butterfly), 2122 nucleotides. RefSeq names its product V-type proton ATPase subunit d (gene VhaAC39-1). Gene Ontology annotation, cellular component: plasma membrane proton-transporting V-type ATPase complex; vacuolar proton-transporting V-type ATPase complex; proton-transporting V-type ATPase, V0 domain. The transcript has 4 exons. NCBI's taxonomy places the organism in Eukaryota, Metazoa, Arthropoda, Insecta, Lepidoptera, Nymphalidae. The record is from RefSeq and is a predicted model, not a curated record. Gene Ontology annotation, molecular function: proton-transporting ATPase activity, rotational mechanism. Gene Ontology annotation, biological process: proton transmembrane transport; vacuolar transport; vacuolar acidification. The coding region runs from base 94 to 1140 and encodes 348 amino acids.
UAUAAUCUAUUGAUUCCAUCUUUCCUCCCAAUCUUUUGAUUGUAGCAGAGAAAUUAGAUUUUAGUGUUCUUCCCAAAAAAGAGGAUUCCAAUUAUGAAAGGGUGUAUUUUUAAUAUUGACGCUGGGUACUUAGAAGGAUUAUGCCGUGGCUUUAAGUGUGGUAUCCUUAAACAGUCCGACUACUUGAAUUUAGUACAAUGCGAAACUUUAGAAGAUUUGAAACUUCACUUACAAGGAACAGAUUACGGCACAUUCCUAGCAAAUGAACCCAGCCCUCUGGCUGUGUCUACUAUUGAUGAUAAACUACGUGAAAAGUUGGUUAUUGAGUUUCAACAUCUAAGGAAUCACUCUGUAGAGCCAAUGUCAACCUUCCUGGAUUUCAUCACCUACAGCUACAUGAUUGAUAAUAUCAUUCUCUUGAUUACUGGUACACUCCACCAGAGACCAAUUUCAGAGCUUAUCCCAAAGUGCCAUCCGCUUGGCUCUUUUGAGCAGAUGGAAGCUAUACAUGUGGCUGCUACUCCUGCUGAGCUCUACAAUGCUGUGCUAGUUGACACACCACUGGCACCAUUCUUUGUAGAUUGCAUCAGCGAACAAGAUCUAGAUGAAAUGAACAUUGAGAUCAUUCGUAACACCCUGUAUAAGGCUUAUCUAGAAGCUUUUUAUGAGUUCUGCAAGCAGAUUGGAGGAACAACUGCUGAUGUCAUGUGUGAAAUUUUAGCUUUUGAAGCUGAUCGACGUGCCAUCAUUAUUACCAUUAACUCUUUCGGUACUGAGCUGUCAAAGGAUGAUCGUGCUAAAUUGUACCCCCGCUGUGGCAAAUUAAAUCCUGAUGGUUUGGCUGCACUGGCACGUGCUGAUGAUUAUGAACAGGUGAAGGCAGUGGCUGAAUAUUAUGCUGAAUACUCUGCAUUGUUUGAAGGUGCUGGAAACAACGUUGGUGACAAAACCCUUGAAGAUAAAUUCUUUGAACAUGAGGUGACUCUCAACGUCAAUGCAUUUUUACAACAGUUUCAUUUUGGAGUGUUCUACUCUUAUCUCAAACUGAAGGAACAAGAAUGUAGAAAUAUCGUAUGGAUCAGUGAAUGCGUAGCUCAGAAACACAGAGCCAAGAUUGACAACUACAUUCCCAUAUUCUAAAAGAUUUCUAAUCUGAAGAAAGUCCUUUAUGCAGUGUAAAUAAUUUAUAUAUUACUAAGAGCUGAUUUUUCAAUUGUUACAUAAUUCAAUUUGAUAAAGAGUUUCAAAAGCGAUGAAGUGACCAUGUUUAAAUAUUUCAACGUAAGAUACUCAAAAUUAUAUCUUUCUAAAAUCUUAACUCAAAUAUCUUAGUUUUAUAAUACACACUUUUCUUUCUAUUACAAUCAAAGUGCUUGUUUUAUGAAGUAAAUAUUAAUUUAAAGACCUAAAUGAGACAAAAAUAAAGUACAGGUUUAAAUUCAGAAGCUUGGUCCGCUGAAACCAUCAUCAAUUUGAUAAUUGGAAAACCAGCACUAAGAAAUAUUUGUUCUUUUAUUUAAAAUAUUAUUGAAGAAAGUGGUUAAACCUUAUACAUAAGAAUUAACUAUCUUAAUAAAUCUUUUAUUAUUUAUAAAUUGUUGCUAAUUGUUGUAUAGCAACAAAAAAAUAAUUGACUUGGGAUUUAUAGACAAAAUGUAUCGCAAAUUAACAUUAUAAAGUUGUAAACAAUAACAAAACAUAUAAAUUAAGCUUUCAAAAAAUUCGACAUUCCUUGUUGUUAGAUAAUUAAUAAGUAAAUUUUUGCCUUUUCAGUAUUUAUCGAAAAUACACUAAGAACAUAAAUUGUAUUUGUAACAACAGUUUUAAAAGAACUUCAUUGUUAUUUUGCAGUAUGAGAUAUCUUUAAUAAUUAUAAUAAUUACUUAUGCAGAUUUAUAAGCCUCUAAACUCUGCUGUCCAUAUUUAAAAAAUAACUACAUUAAUGCUAUUUAAUAUUUUUCAAAUUAUAUUCAGAUUAUAUGUUAUUGAAUGACACUAAAUUAUUUAUGUAUGUACAUAAAAUAUAGAAUUGAAAUGUUUCUUUUUGGGAUAACCCAAUUAUUGUAGAGAAUGUGUAUACUAUGUUAGAAACUUGAUUAAAUAAAAGCAGUUAAAUUUCAAA